AUGCUCAAAGUUCUGUUUUCUUUCGCGGUUCUAGCGUUGUGCGCCGUUGCCAGGACCGAGCAUGACCUUCCGCAGCUGAAGCUUCCGUGGGGUACUUGGGAAGCUGCCCGAUUUCCAGGAGACGAGGAUAUAUACGUGUUUAGAAACGUGCGCUUUGGCGCAAAGCCAGAACGCUUCGGCGCUCCAUCAUUCCCCGACUGGGAAGACGACAGCAUUCAAGACAGCAGAGGCGGCCGGAGUUGCAUCCAGAUCAACCCGAACGGACUCAAAAAUCCACCUGGUGGGAGAAAUCUGAUUUACGAAGAACCCGACACCAGCAUCAUCGAGGAUGAAGACUGCCUCUUCCUUGAUAUCUACGUACCAGUCAAAGCUUUUGACAAGGAUUCCACGCGCCUCCCCGUCGUCGUUUGGCUCUAUGGUGGUGCGUACGCCUUCGGCAGCAAGGAUCAAUUCAGUCCUCUUUACACAGGCCAGUCUCUUCUUGAGGCGUCAAGAUAUGGUACCAUUUUCAUCACUGGCAACUAUCGUCUAGGUGCAUUCGGAUGGCUCGCAGGCUCCUACAUGGAGGACAGCGGGCUGCCGAAUGCCGCUCUUUAUGACCAGGCCCUCCUUUUUGAGUGGGUUCAGGAAUACAUUGAUCAAGUUCAAGGCGACCGAUACAGCGUCAGCGCCUGGGGCGAGUCGGCCGGGGCUGGUUCUAUCAUGCAUCAUUUGAUCCGGGAAGACGGCGAGAAAGACCCCAACUUCAACACGUUCCUAGUCCAGAGCCCCGCAUUUGAGUGGCAAUGGGAUAACUCCAAAGACGGGGCGCUCGAUAAGGCCUACCGGAUGUUCUCUGAACUGGCUGGCUGCGGAGACAAGUACGACAUUGACUGCUUGCGCAACGCCAGAUCGGCCAAAUUGAUUGAAGCAAAUCAGCAGUUCUUUGGCAAGGUCAAGCAGACUGGCAUGGCACCUGUCGGGCCUUCUGUUGAUGGCAAAUGGAUAAGGACUCUACCGACAAUCGCGUUUUCUCGAGGUAACUAUUGGGAUAACAUCUGGUCCACUGUCGUCUCUCACUGCGCCAACGAGGCCCAGUCAUUCAUACCCGCAGGCAUGGACUCACAGGCAAAGUUCAACUCUUACCUGGCCAUGAUGUUCCCCGGGGAGAAACUUUCGCACAUUAGAGAUCAGAUACGUCAACAGUACAAAUGCUCGGCUUUUCAUCAUGACAACUACACCACAUGUUUGAAGGAGGUGAUUCAGGAUUCUACUUUCACCUGCAACACCCGAGACCUUUACGAUGCCUACUCCGACAGGUCAUAUAUGAUGGAGUAUGCAUACCCUUUCAGAGUUCUGGCUUACCAUGCCAGCGACUUGAUCCCUCUCUUCUCAAACAACGUCCAGCAAGUUGUGGGCCUCCUCUCCAAGUUUUUGAGGAGCAGAUUGCUGGCCAAGAUCUACGCCAAAGUACUUGAGGGCCUGGUAGCGACGCGGUACAAGGCAUAUCUCGCAUCCUUUGCUAUGAAUGGAGACCCGAAUAACCUACCAAGAACUACGCGACUAUACUGGCCUGUGGCGGAUGGUAACCACGAUAGGCUGCGAAGUGUCCUCCAAGUCCGCGCCCCGGGGUUUCUCCACUCGGCGUUCCGUCUGACAUCCGAUGACCAGAAUUCGAGGAAUAGAUGCGAGUUCUGGAACGAUAUCGCUCAGCAAAUCGUAGGACUGAAAGACGGCAAGGUUACUGUUGAGAACGAAGAGCAGCUGGUGAUUCAUAAGCUCCCUUCAAUAUUUGAGGAGCUCUGA
This is a messenger RNA of Colletotrichum chrysophilum, 1785 nucleotides long. RefSeq lists its product as uncharacterized. The record is from RefSeq and is a predicted model, not a curated record. Lineage: Eukaryota; Fungi; Ascomycota; Sordariomycetes; Glomerellales; Glomerellaceae. Bases 1 to 1785 code for a protein of 594 amino acids. The transcript has 3 exons.